AUGGCUUCCUCCAAGGAACCACCCAGUUCCCGUCCUGUCUCGGGCAGUUUUUCCAGGCACACUCCCACUGCUCGACAACAUUCUCACUCGAUUUCGCUUGCGGCUAUCAAUCCUUCCCAUCGGGUCAAUCGUCGGAAAAGUGUCAACGCGGCUGCGUCCUCGACUGCACAGGCUGCCAUUGCGGCCGCAUUGAGAGAACAAGGAGACGCGACUGCCAUGCCUCUCCAAAGCCAUAGAAGAAGUGUGGGCUCGAGAAAGACUACGGAAUCACACUCGAUGAGUUCCAGGCCCAGCAUGCACUCCUACUUCAAUGGUUCCUCUACGGCUUCCGGUCAGGACAACGACGCCGCCGUCGAAGACAAUUCCCAUGAUGAUGAAUUACCACCUCCUUCCAAAAACUUGAGCACCAAGCACCGAAACAGGAGGGCGAGUGAGGGCUCAUAUCUCAUCAAAGGGGACAAUAAAAAAACCUCUUCGGAUUUGCGGUGUGAUACUUGCGGCAAGGGAUAUAAGCAUAGCAGCUGUCUUACCAAGCAUCUGUGGGAGCAUGAUCCGGCAUGGGCCAUCACCUCCAAAUUGCUCAUCUCUAAACAUCAACAAGUCCAGCUGUUGGAGGCUGCUUCGGUCUUAUGUAACAUGACUGCGGAGAAUUUGCCGGCGGGCCAAUCUGAACCCGAGACGUCUGUGAUCGAUCCCAGCGAAGGUUCAUCUGGAUCUCCAGGGUUCUCUUCAUCUGAAAUGCAAGACGAACUUAGUUCGGUCGAGACGACUCCUCCCGUGAGCGAAGCCGCAUACCCGGUGCCGGAUUCCAAACGAUUCAGUGCCAGCAGCAAUGGUUUUUCCCGUUCCUAUCGAUCCAUUCCCUCUAGUUCGUACACUGAGAGCGUUCUCUCCCCUGGCCUACCACCUCAUCGACUUUCCGGUGUGGACUUCCGACCAAGCACCUCCGGAACCGAUGACGGUACCCUUGCCGCAGCCGCAGCUGGCCUCACGUUUAACAGCGGCACCCCUCGUACCAAACCCACCUACCUAGGCUCGGAUGUGCCACCUGUACCACCAUUGCCACAACAAUACCAGUCCUAUAAUAGCAAAUCGUCUGACAGUACAUUGACGAAUGUAUAUAACCCUUUGUUGCAGAUGCAUCCUCCUACUUUGACACAAAAUAUAUCCGAUGAGAGAAGCUACCGAGAUAGCAACGAUGACAAAGGCAUCCAUAUGGAUGACGAAGAAAUGUUCAAGAUGGAGGAAUAG
Rhinocladiella mackenziei CBS 650.93 is the source of this 1251-nucleotide messenger RNA. RefSeq lists its product as uncharacterized. Lineage: Eukaryota; Fungi; Ascomycota; Eurotiomycetes; Chaetothyriales; Herpotrichiellaceae. The record is from RefSeq and is a predicted model, not a curated record. The coding region runs from base 1 to 1251 and encodes 416 amino acids. The transcript has 3 exons.